GGGCACCGGGUCAUCUGGCGCUGGAUCGUCUGGCUCGACAGCGGGCAUCGGGUCACCAGGCAUGACAGCGGGCACUGGUUCAUCAGGCAUUGGAUCGUCUGGCUCGACAGCGGGCAUCGGGUCACCAGGUAUGACCGCGGGCACUGGGUCAUCAGACGUGAUAUGAUCAUCAGGCUGGAUCAGUUCAUCAGGCUGGGUACAGACAUCAGGCUGGGUACAGGCAUCAGGCUGGUGCGGGUGCCGAGGCACCAGGCUGAACCACGGAAGGCAGGUUCUCAGACGACAGGCUCACCGGUUUGGAUACUGGCAGGAUGGUAUUGGUUGGAAAGAAUUUCUGCUUUUUUCUGGUUUUAACUACUGGG
This is a messenger RNA of Staurois parvus, 362 nucleotides long. NCBI's taxonomy places the organism in Eukaryota, Metazoa, Chordata, Amphibia, Anura, Ranidae. The record is from the annotation of a GenBank genome assembly.